Messenger RNA from Paecilomyces variotii, 1787 nucleotides. Its product is annotated as WD40-repeat-containing domain protein. Gene Ontology annotation, biological process: protein import into peroxisome matrix. Gene Ontology annotation, cellular component: cytosol; peroxisomal matrix. The record is from RefSeq and is a predicted model, not a curated record. Lineage: Eukaryota; Fungi; Ascomycota; Eurotiomycetes; Eurotiales; Thermoascaceae. Gene Ontology annotation, molecular function: protein binding. The transcript is spliced from 2 exons. The coding region runs from base 265 to 1350 and encodes 361 amino acids.
CCGUGUCAACCAACUCCAUCCGAAGGCCGACUGACUUACUUAAGUAGGGAGAUAACACCGGCAGAAUCCCACCGCCCGCUGUAGCCUCGGCGAUAUCGACCGCCUCCGUCACAUUCAAUGGAAGCAAGUCCGGAGGAACGAUGGACAGCGGACGGAAACUCAUUGAUGUCUUCGUGUCUGGGAGCAGUAUGAGAUGAUCAUCUUGCGUGCAUUUCCGUGACGUGAACUUCUUUCUUUCCCCGUCUUUCGUGUCAGUUGGCAAUCAUGCUCCGGUUCCGCACCGAGGGCUUCAACGGGUGCGCCGUCAAGUAUUCGCCCUUCUUCGAUUCCCGCAUCGCCGUUGCAGCGUCCGCCAACUUCGGGCUUGUGGGUAAUGGACGGCUCUAUAUACUGGAUCUGACGCCAAAUGGGAUUGUUCCCUUGAAAUGGUUUACAACUCAAGACUCGCUCUAUGAUCUCGCAUGGUCCGAGAUCCACGAGAACCAAGCUCUGGUCGCUUCCGGGGAUGGAAGUAUCAAGCUCUUCGACUCCACAGUAAACGAUUUCCCCGUUCAAGCAUGGAAGGAACAUAAUCGUGAAGUGUUCUCGGUACAUUGGAAUUUGGCUGCAAAGGAUCGAUUCUGUUCCAGCAGCUGGGAUGGAACGGUCAAGAUCUGGUCACCGCAGCGGCCGCAAUCGCUGUUGACGCUGCCAACACACAGCUGCACUUACUCCGCCGAGUGGUCUCCUCAUUCCCCUGAUAUUCUGUCCUGCGUUUCGUCGGACUCAUACGUGCGUCUCUUCGACUUGCGCACGCCAGCUUCAGCAUCGAAUCAUCUCACUCUUCAGAUUCCUAUUCAUGGAGCGUCGUCAACACUUGUCCCGAUGGGUAAUAAACCAGGCAUGGCUACUGCCCCUGCGGCAGCACCACCGUCUGAAGCUCUCACACACGACUGGAACAAGUAUCGACCCUCAAUUCUUGCCACUGCUGGUGUUGAUAAGACUAUCCGGACAUUCGACAUUCGCGCUCCGCAGCAAGGUCCACUGGCUGUAAUGGUCGGACAUGACUACGCCGUCCGCAAGAUAGCCUGGUCACCGCAUCUACCCGACCUUCUUCUGAGCGCAAGCUACGACAUGACAUGCCGUGCAUGGACAGAUCGCUCCUCGGAACCAGGCGCUGGCGGAGACGGGGAUAUCAUGCGCGCAGGUCCUGGGGGCCCAAUCAUGGGUAGAGAACUAGGCAGAAUGGGAAACCACACCGAGUUCGUCACCGGGAUAGACUGGUGCCUCUUUGGCAGCGAAGGAUGGUGCGCCAGCGUAGGAUGGGACGAACAAUUAUUAGUAUGGGACGUCCGAGCGGUGAUGGGAUAGUCUGUUGCGCAACGACAAACUACAUCUCUUUUCUUUUUUUCCCCGUUCUCUUUUUUGCCCCUUUUUCUCCCUUCUUGUUCUACUUAACGAUUCCCGGAUGAGUCAAAUUGGCGUCUUCUUGUUCUUUUGAUGAUUAUGAUGUGUGUAAAAAUGGAGAGAAAAGGAAGAAAUGACGUUCUUACGUCUCAUACCAUCGAUCGUGUGGAAGGCACUGGAUAGCGAUGUCUUUAUGGUACCCCUGCAUGUGAUAUGUUCUAUAUCUAUAUCUUCUCAAAGCAAGCAUCUCUUACGUUGUGGAUAGACAUGAGUAUGAUUAUUUUAUACCAUCCCCCCCUUUUUUCCAUCCUGAUACGGAGUACAUCGCAAAGAGUAUGUCGUAUACAUACACACUUGGAGGAAUAGUAUUAGGCUGCUUCAUGGAUUGAGAAGAUCACAGA